CCUGCAAAGCUGGGGCCCGGCUGGGCGCGAAGAAAGCGCCGCGACGCGAGACGGUGGCGCGCCGCAGAGCAAGGGACGCGGGCGCGCAGGCAGCGGCAGAGCAGCAGAGGCGAUGCGCUGUGCGCCCCAGGGACGCGCGCGUGUGCUUAAGAAGGCCGCCUCGCCGCAGCUCGCCACUCUGCUCCGCAACCUUCCUCCCUUCUCCCACCCCGCCUCUUCCCACCAUGGCGACGCAGCAGGAGAUCCAGCACGUCAACUCCAAGGGCAGCGUGUCGCCCAGCGACGAGAAGGCGCAGCACAAUGCCGAGGUCAACUCCUUCACCGACCCCGACGCGCCCGGCGAGAUCGAGCGCGGCGACCUCCAGCGCGCCCUCAAGCCCCGCCAGAUCUCCAUGAUAGCUAUCGGAGGAGCAAUCGGCACUGGUCUUAUCAUUGGUACGGGCGCUGCUCUCUCUCAGGGUGGUCCCGCCGGUCUUCUCAUCGGCUACACGGUCAUGGGCGCCGUGUGUUUCUGCGUCAUGUGCGCUCUCGGCGAGAUGUCCGCGUCGCUCCCACACAAGCGCGGCUUCACGGGCUACGCCACGGACUUCGUCGACCCCGCGUUCGGCCUGGCCACCGGCUACAACUACCUGUGCAAGUACCUCAUCGUCACGCCGAACCAGCUGUCCGCCUCGGCCAUCCUGGUGUCCUACUGGGCGCCCACGCUCAACCCGGCCGUCACGAUCUCCGCCUUCCUCGUCGCCAUCAUCGCCAUCAACUUCCUGGGCAUCCGCUACUUCGGCGAGAUCGAGUUCUGGCUGUCGUUCUCCAAGAUCAUCGUGCUCACGGGCCUGAUCAUCCUCGGCAUCAUCCUCGACCUCGGCGGCGGCCCGACGGGCGACCGCAUCGGCUUCCGCUACUGGAACGGCCUCGACCGCGCCUUCAACCAGUACAAGGUGCCCGGCGCGCUCGGCCGCUUCCUCGGUGUGUGGAGUGUCAUGACGCUCUCGCUCUUCGCCUACAUGGGCUCCGAGCUCGUCGGCGUGUGCGUCGGCGAGACGGCCAACCCGCGCAAGGCCAUCCCGUCCGCCAUCAAGAAGACGUUCUUCCGCAUCCUCGUGUUCUACAUCAUCGGCUCCACGCUCUGCGGCAUGCUCGUGCCGCGCGACGACCCGCGCCUCGUCGGCUCCGCCGGCGCCAAGAAGGGCACGGCCGGCUCGUCGCCGUUCGUCAUUGCCAUUGUGCGCGCCCAGAUCCCGAUUCUGCCCUCGCUCGUCAACGCCUGCCUGCUGCUCUUCACGCUCUCGGCCUCCAACUCCGACCUCUACAUCGGCGCGCGCACGCUCUACGGCCUCGCCGCCGACGGCAAGGCGCCCAAGAUCUUCCUCAACUGCAACAAGCGCGGCGUGCCGUACGUCUGCCUCGCCCUCUGCUCCGUCUUCUGCGGCCUCGCCUACAUGAGCGCCUCGACGGGUGGCGCGCAGGCGUUCGGCUACCUCACGUCGACCGUGUCCAUCUUCGGCGGCCUCACGUGGUGCUCGAUUCUCUUCUCGCACAUCCGCUUCAUGAAGGCGUGCAAGGUCGAGGGCAUCGACCGCAACGACCUGCCGUACAAGAGCCCCGCCGGCCCGUACGGCUCGUGGUUCGCGCUCAUCCUCACGAUGAUCGUGCUCUUCUUUAAGGGCUUCGCCUCGUUCAUCGGCCCGCGCUUCGACUACCGCAGCUUCAUCACGCACUACAUCGGCCUGCCCGUCUUUGCGCUCCUCUACAUUGUCAGCAAGAUCAUGUGGAAGAGCAAGCUGGUGAAGCUCGACGAGAUGAACCUGCGCGAGCGCGCCCGCACCUUCGACGACCUCAACAUCAAGGAGGACGAGGAGGACCAGCCGCGCAACAUGAAGGAGAAGGUGGCGCACUGGGCCAAGAACUGGUAAUCGACUGCCGUCGUCGCCUGCUCUCCUCCAUCUGCCUGCCCUUCCUUCCUCCUCUGCUCGGCCCCUUCACGCGCCCCCGUCGUCGC
Tilletiopsis washingtonensis is the source of this 1996-nucleotide messenger RNA. RefSeq names its product amino acid transporter. Gene Ontology annotation, cellular component: membrane. The record is from RefSeq and is a predicted model, not a curated record. Gene Ontology annotation, molecular function: amino acid transmembrane transporter activity. NCBI's taxonomy places the organism in Eukaryota, Fungi, Basidiomycota, Exobasidiomycetes, Entylomatales. The transcript is spliced from 4 exons. The coding region runs from base 225 to 1910 and encodes 561 amino acids. Gene Ontology annotation, biological process: amino acid transmembrane transport.